Messenger RNA from Thamnophis elegans (Western terrestrial garter snake), 2148 nucleotides. It is a transcript of the gene AP3M1, whose product is annotated as adaptor related protein complex 3 subunit mu 1. The transcript has 9 exons. The coding region runs from base 92 to 1348 and encodes 418 amino acids. Lineage: Eukaryota; Metazoa; Chordata; Lepidosauria; Squamata; Natricidae. The record is from RefSeq and is a predicted model, not a curated record. Gene Ontology annotation, biological process: endocytosis; intracellular protein transport. Gene Ontology annotation, cellular component: clathrin adaptor complex; cytoplasmic vesicle.
GCAGCCAUCUUGGGCCGCGUUGCUGCCGCCUCCGCCUCCUCCUCCUCCGCCGCCGGUUUCCUCGCCAGGCGCGGCUCUCGCGGGGAAGAAAAUGAUCCACAGUCUGUUUCUUAUAAAUUCUUCUGGGGACAUAUUCCUGGAGAAGCACUGGAAGAGCGUCGUCUGCCAAUCAGUGUGUGACUAUUUCUUUGAAGCUCAGGAAAGAGCAGCCGACGUGGAAAAUGUGCCUCCCGUCAUCCCCACCCCUCACCACUUCCUCAUCAGCAUCUACCGAGACAAAAUCUUUUUCGUGUCUGUCAUACAGACGGAAGUGCCACCGCUUUUUGUCAUUGAAUUCCUCCAUCGCGUAGCAGAUACUUUCCAGGAUUACUUUGGAGAAUGUUCUGAAACUGCCAUUAAAGACAAUGUUGUUAUUGUGUAUGAGCUUCUUGAAGAAAUGCUGGACAACGGUUUUCCCCUGGCAACAGAAUCCAAUAUACUGAAGGAACUCAUUAAACCACCCACAAUCCUGCGCUCAGUGGUCAAUUCCAUCACAGGUAGCAGCAACGUGGGGGACACACUUCCAACCGGUCAGCUGUCCAACAUUCCCUGGCGAAGAGCAGGUGUAAAGUACACAAAUAACGAGGCCUACUUCGAUGUGAUUGAAGAAAUCGAUGCCAUCAUAGACAAAUCUGGGUCCACGGUCUUUGCAGAAAUCCAAGGUGUCAUCGAUGCUUGCGUCAAGCUCUCAGGAAUGCCAGAUCUUUCACUUUCUUUCAUGAACCCAAGACUCCUGGAUGAUGUUAGCUUUCACCCUUGCAUUCGAUUCAAGCGCUGGGAAUCAGAAAGGGUCCUUUCCUUCAUUCCUCCUGAUGGGAACUUCAGGCUGAUUUCCUACAAAGUCAGCUCUCAAAACUUGGUGGCUAUUCCAGUGUAUGUGAAGCAUGCAAUUACUUUCAAAGAGAAUUCAUCUUCUGGAAGAUUUGAUGUUACCAUUGGGCCUAAACAGAACAUGGGGAAGACAAUUGAAGGAGUCAUCAUGACUGUUCAUAUGCCCAAAGCAGUACUCAACAUGAGCCUGGCACCCACCCAAGGCAGCUACACAUUCGAUCCUGUCACUAAGAUUUUGACAUGGGAUGUUGGCAAAAUCAUCCCUCAGAAGCUGCCUACUCUGAAAGGGAUGGUGAAUUUACAGACUGGAGCUCCAAAGCCAGAGGAAAACCCCAGUUUGAAUAUUCAAUUCAAGAUCCAACAAUUGGCUAUUUCUGGACUGAAAGUAAAUCGCCUUGACAUGUAUGGAGAAAAAUAUAAACCAUUUAAAGGUGUGAAGUACAUCACAAAGGCAGGGAAGUUCCAAGUACGAACAUGAAGCUCAAGAACUCUGUUUUUCUGGCAGAUGGUUGUGUGUAUGUGUGCGUGUGUGUUUCAGCCUCUGAGAAAAAUGAGUGUUAGUUACUUAAAUUCUUCUUAAAUGCCAAUUUUAGCCAUUCCUCUGAAUUAUAUCCAUUCCACAGAGUCCUAAUUUCCAGGUGUAGUAAUAGAAUUAAGUUGGUCUGUUUUUCCUACAUGGCUUUCAAAGAGAAAACGUUUUGUAAGUAGGGCUGGUUGUUUCUGGUGAACUUUGUGGAUUUUGGCUGUAGUGACCACCUGGGCUGCCCUUUGAACCAGCUAUUCCUAAACACCGCCACGCAAACCAUCAAAGCACAAGAAGGAAGAACCUGGAUUGGACAGAAAGGAAGCCCAAUCUGAAGCAGAGAAAGAAACAGCUAUUGCACGCCGUUUACGCCGUUUCUGAAAACAUCUCUGAGAAAGCCUUACCCUAAGCCCUUUUGACAAAAGACUUUUUAAUGGAACAAAAACAAACAAACAAAAAAGCCUUUUUCUGCAGGUUUUACACCACCCCUGCCUUUUUUAGUCAAAACUGCCUUAUCAGCUUGAGAAUUCAGCAGACAAUCUGUAGCCAAUGUUAAAAGAUUUUUUUUACCACAGUUUGCUUUGAAAAUGAAUGAAUGGGAUAUGGAACCUGAUUUGUUUCAAUUACCUCUGCAUUUACAGAUGUCAAAUCUCACACAUUUUAUUGUUUGUGCCCUUCACACCUCUGAGGUAGCUCCUCAGAGGUGGUGCUGCUUGUUUUCUGAUGAAAUAAAAGGGAACACAGCUGUACCAACA